This is a messenger RNA of Malania oleifera, 2632 nucleotides long. Its product is annotated as DEAD-box ATP-dependent RNA helicase 32. Gene Ontology annotation, molecular function: ATP binding; nucleic acid binding; RNA helicase activity. Bases 149 to 2458 code for a protein of 769 amino acids. Gene Ontology annotation, biological process: rRNA processing. Lineage: Eukaryota; Viridiplantae; Streptophyta; Magnoliopsida; Santalales; Ximeniaceae. The transcript is spliced from 8 exons. The record is from RefSeq and is a predicted model, not a curated record. Gene Ontology annotation, cellular component: nucleus.
CUGCCCCCAAAACACGUAGCAGGUUAAACCCCCGCCACCAAAACCCUACCGGUCAAGCGGCUCCUCGAUCCAUCUCUACUCCUCGCGAUACUUAUUUUUCUUCUCAGAAAUCAGAGCAUCCCACCAAACUCCAACACAAUCGCCCUAAAUGAGAAGACCCAAAUCGAAGAAACUUCAAUUUCGCAAACAAAAUCGCCUGUCGGAGAUCCAAGAGAUUGAGCUCCUCGAAAAGUGGAUCGAUUACGGAAAGCCUGACUCGGGCUUGAACCCUCUGUCACUCUCGCCGCUGCCACGCGAUUCGCCGGUUGGCCGCCUCGGCGACGACUCAUUCUCGAGGUACGCCAGCUGCGAUCGGUUUAGCCAGUUGCCGUUAUCUAAGAAGACAAAGUCUGGGUUGAGCGAGUCGAAGUAUGUGAAGAUGACAGAUAUACAGAGAUUGGCUUUGCCCCACGCAUUGUGCGGCCGUGACAUUCUCGGUGCGGCGAAGACUGGUUCCGGGAAGACCUUGUCGUUUAUCAUACCGGUGCUAGAGAAAUUAUAUAGACUGAGUUGGGGCCCUGAGGAUGGGAUAGGUAGCAUUAUAAUAUCUCCCACAAGGGAAUUAGCUAGUCAACUUUUCGCUGUGUUGACAUCCGUUGGGAAGCACCAUAAUUUUAGUGCUGGACUAUUAAUUGGUGGUCGCAAGGAUGUUGAUGCAGAGAAAGAGCGGGUUAAUGAGUUGAACAUCUUGAUUUGUACUCCCGGUCGGCUUCUUCAGCACAUGGAUGAGACUCCAAAUUUUGAAUGUUCACAACUCCAGAUUUUGGUCCUUGAUGAGGCUGAUCGUAUACUUGAUGUUGGAUUUAAAAAGGCUUUGAAUGCAAUUAUCUCUCAGCUACCAAAGAGCAGACAGACCUUUCUUUUUUCAGCAACCCAAACAAAAUCAGUCCAGGAUCUUGCGAGGCUCAGCUUGAAGGACCCAGAGUACCUCAGUGUGCAUGAGGAGUCUGUGACAGCCACCCCUGAUCGAUUGCAGCAAACUGCAAUAAUUGUUCCUCUCAACCAAAAGUUAGACAUGCUAUGGAGUUUCAUAAAGUCACAUCUCAAUUCAAAGAUCCUUGUGUUUCUUUCGACACGCAAGCAGGUAAAAUUUGUCUUUGAAGUGUUUAAGAAACUGCGACCUGGCAUUCCCUUGAAGUGUCUGCAUGGAAAGAUGAAUCAGGGGGAAAGGAUGGGUGUAUUUUCCUGGUUUGGUGAAAGUCGCUCAGUCCUCUUUACGACUGAUGUUUCCUCUAGAGGCCUUGAUUUCAGAAUGGCAGUUGACUGGGUUGUGCAGGUGGAUUGUCCAGAAAAUGUUGCAACUUACAUACACAGAGUUGGUCGCACAGCUCGUUAUUUGUCUGUAGGGAAGUCGGUUUUAUUUGUGAUGCCUUCGGAAAUGAGAAUGCUGGAAAAUUUACAGGAAGCAAAAAUACCCAUAAAAUUCAAUAAGGCAAACACAAAAAGACUACAGCCAGUUUCUGGAUUGUUGGGAGCUUUAUUGGUCAAGUAUCGAGAUUUGCAGCACUGGGCUCAAAGAGCCUUCAUCACUUAUUUGAGGUCCAUCCAUAUACAGCCGGACAAAGAGGUUUUUGAUGUGAUGAAACUGCCCAUCGAUGAGUUCUCAGCAUCAUUAGGUCUACCAUUUUCCCCAAAAGUUCGUUUUUUGAACCUGAAAGCAAAGAGUAAAACAGAAGAAGGAAAAUCUUCUGUGCUUCAACUAGAAACUCCUAACAAUGAACACUUGUUAGAUAUUCUUAAAGAGAAGGCAAUGACCGUUGACUUCGAGAUUCUUAAAGAGAAGGCAAUAACUGAUGACUUAGAGAUUCUUAAAGAGAAGGCAAUAACCGAUGACUUUAAAGAGGAAGUGGAUAAAGGCUUUCUUGUGACAAAGGGGACAUCAAAUGAGGAAGGGAAAAAUGCGGCUGCAUUUGAAGAUGUUCUGCCAGUAAGUGGGGUAUCUAAAAAGAAGAAGCUUAAGAUCAAUAUUCAUAGGCCAGUGGGGACAAGGGUCGUGUUUGAUGAAGAUGGCAACAAACUACCUCCACUGGCAGCAAUCAUUGAUUCAUUGCAGCGUGACGAAGUACACACAUUUGCAAUGAUGAGGGAAGAGAUGAAGCAAGCUGACAAAGAAGACAAGCUCCAAGAGCGACAGCGUCGCAAAGAGAAACGACUCAAGGAAAAGAUGAAGGGGAAGAGAAGGAGCACAGAAGAGGAAAAUGGGGAUGUUGAGGAAGAUAUGUCUGGGUCUGGGUCAGACCGAGAACCAACUGGCAGCAGGAGUGCUAAAAGGUCAAAGAUAUAUUUUGAUAGAGACGAUAGUGAUGCUGAUGAGAAAGAAGAAGAAAAGGUGGAAAAAACAAGUGUCAGUGCUGAUUCUAUUUCAGUGGCAGAGCAGGAAGCCUUGGCUCUUAAGUUGUUGAGCUCAAUGCACUCUUAAAAUUGUUAUUAUCCAGUUGUCAUUUUUAAAAUUUUUGUCGCUAAUUUCAAAUUCUAUAUUAUAGACCUUCAUCCCCCUUUGUAGCGUUAACUACGUUUGAGCAGAUACAAGUAUCAAUCAUUAGAAGUUGGUCUAAGAAUGCCAAGUACGAUGUUGCUUGGAUUUUGGGUGUAA